Messenger RNA from Lathyrus oleraceus (garden pea), 673 nucleotides. RefSeq names its product heat shock 70 kDa protein 8-like. Gene Ontology annotation, molecular function: ATP binding; ATP-dependent protein folding chaperone. Lineage: Eukaryota; Viridiplantae; Streptophyta; Magnoliopsida; Fabales; Fabaceae. The coding region runs from base 68 to 658 and encodes 196 amino acids. The record is from RefSeq and is a predicted model, not a curated record. The transcript has a single exon.
GAACAAUGUCUGGAGAUUCACCAGUCCAGAAGAAGUUCUUGCGAUAUUUCUGGUGGAGUUAAGACUAAUGACAGAAGCACGUCUGAAACGACCGAUAAGAAAUGUAGUGCUUACCGUUCCAGUUUCGUUCAGUCGUUUCCAGCUGACCCGCCUAGAGCGUGCUUGUGCGAUGGCUGGUCUUCAUAUUCUCAGGUUAAUGCCUGAACCAACAGCAGUGGCAAUGUUAUAUGGACAGCAGCAACUGAAAGCUUCUCAGGAAUCUAUGGGCAGUGGAAGUGAGAAAAUUGCUCUCAUUUUUAAUAUGGGUGCUGGUUUUUGCGACGUUGCUGUGACUGCUACCGACGGAGGAGUAUCCCAGAUAAAAGCCUUGGCAGGAAGUACUGUUGGCGGAGAAGACUUGCUUCAGAAUAUGAUGCGGCAUCUGUUACCGGAUUCUGAAAAUAUUUUCAAGAGUCAUGCGGUCAAACAAAUCGAGUCAAUGGCAUUGCUUCGAGUUGCAGCCCAGGAUGCAAUUCACCAGCUUUCGUCUCAAAUCAGUGUUCAGGUCGAUGUAGACUUGGGAGAUGGUUUGAAGGUAUACAAGGUUGUUGACAGGGCGGAGUUUGAGGAGGUGAAGGAAAUCAGGCAGCAGAAGAAAAUCAUUUGUUGGGAUAUUUAAAGAUAAUCGGAAUAC